Oldenlandia corymbosa var. corymbosa is the source of this 501-nucleotide messenger RNA. The record is from the annotation of a GenBank genome assembly. NCBI's taxonomy places the organism in Eukaryota, Viridiplantae, Streptophyta, Magnoliopsida, Gentianales, Rubiaceae.
AUGGCUGAAUGGAAGUUGUUCUUUCGUAUCUCAAAGACAAAGGAUAGAUUUGGCCGAAAAAGAUCGCUGGGAGUCAGCCCCAGACAUGUCGGACGAUCAAGAACAUCAAUUUCUGAUCAGAAAAGAUGGAGCUUAUCAAGAGAGCGAAUUCAAGGGAGUAGGAGCUUGGGAAUCUUGUCUGCACAGGGGCAAUUGAUUAUCUGCGGGUCAGAAACUUACGCAGUGAGCUCAGCCGAGAUGUCAGAAGCCCGCGCCUGUCUAGCAGGCUUAGUCCAAGCAAGGCACAUGGGGAUUACAAACUGCCAACUACAGACGGAUAGUCAAAUAAUGGUGGACACAACACACGGCAGGAGAACAUGUCCUUUACUCCUAGAGCUGCUUUUCGAUGAGAUCUUCUUGCUUCUCUCCUUAAUAUCUAAUGUAAUAGUUAGAAAAGUUCCAAGAGACAAUGUAGAAGCGGUACAUAUGUUAGCAAAAGCAACUCUCCGUUUGUCCGCCUGA